GCUAUUUAUGCAUCUCCAAACAGUUAAACCUUUAUACGGGCUUGUCGGUUUGGUUUUAAAAAUAAUGUAAUAGUUAAUUUAUCAUUAAAUGUCUAGCAUGUGUCAUUGUUUAUUUAAUCAAUAGAAAUACAGCAUAACAUUCUAAAUUAUAAUUGUUUUACAUUUGAUUGAUGGUACGACAUGUGGUCUGUUGUAUACAAUUGUGGUAAUGUACUUGUUAACAGAAUCUUCCUUUGCAGUUUAUCUGGGCAAAUGUGAGAACUUUGUAUAGUUUAGGUUACUUUACGGUCCAAAUGUUUUGAUAUCAAGCCUUGCUCGUGUAAUUGUUUCGUGUCUAAUUUGUUGGUCAUUUGAUCUCUUCUAAUAUUAAUGAAUAUUCUAUAUGCGUAAUGGAGGAUAUGGUCAUAUCCAUAGAGCACGUAUACAGUGUAUACAUAUACAGUAAGCCCCCAUGUAACACGCUAGUAGUAGAUGCGUUCCUGAAAGGUACUGCGAUAAGCGAAAAACGCAUGAAGCGAAAGUUAUUUCCCUAUAAAUAAUGUAGUAACGAUGAAGUUUGGUGAGAUACGAUGAUACUACUUCGAAAACCACGCAGUGAGAUAGCGGAACUAAUAACCGAGUAGGGUGCGCCGUUACUACAUUACUGUAUCAGCGUCAUGGAAUGCUAUUAGCAUGAAUGACUCUAUAAAAUGUAAGUAUUAUUUCGUAAACUGAAUCACUGUACUGCUCAGCUGCGCAGCUCAAAAAAGUAGUUGUCGACCGUUCAGAAACUGCGUUAUAAAGGUGCGCGUUCUGCGUUAUGAUGGCGUGCACGUUCCCUCAUGGAAGAACAUUAUUGCGAAAAUGCAUUGUAAUCGUGCGUUAAGCGAUGGCUUACCAUACUAUGAGUAUAUAUUGUAUGUAUAUAACACGUACCAUAUAUACACAUGCUAUCUGUAGAAUGAUAUGUGGUAAAUUUAUGACGGUUGUUAUUCUCACAAAUCUAUUUAAAGUUUCUAUAUCGUUGUUUUCCAGAUGGAAGAGUGCAGCUGGUGGAUCAAGAGUUAAUGUGUCAGGGAAGGGUGGAAGUAUACAACAAUGGUUCCGUGACCACAUUUUGCAGAAACAACUGGAAUGUGUUUGAAAGUGAAGUUGUGUGCCAGCAAUUGGAGUGUGGCAGCAAUGUAGAGGUUGCCUCCUACACGAACGACCAAUAUUAUUUUGGCAUUGGUCAGGGAACGUCACGGCAAGCCUCGUGUGGUGGCUCAGAGAAAUCGAUCACCGAUUGCCAGAUGUAUCCAGCAAGUUCCUACAUCUGCACAAACAAGGGGGCAGCUGGUGUUUCAUGUACUGCUGCAGGGCUUCGUCUGGUUGGUGGCAACAACCGCUGUGAGGGCCGGAUGGAAGUCUACAAGAAUGGCAUUUGGGGCGAGCUAUGCAGCUCCACUCUAAACAGAGACAUUGCAGACGGCAUUUGCCGUCUCCUUGGCUGUGGUUGGAGCCUUGUGUAUGGUAACCUGUCGACAUUUGGACAAGGAAAUGGAACCAUUUUCCCAAAUAACUUGUAUUCCAUAUCAAACACAAUAGCCAACAGUCUUAGUUUCGGAACAAACAUGUGUAGCCAUGACCAGACCGCUGCCAUAAUUUGUGAAGCUGCUGGGACUGCCGACAAUUAUUUGUUUGUAACUACAUCAACAAAUGGAAAAGUGCGUCUGGUGGACCGUGAGUUGCAAUGCCAAGGCCGCGUGGAAGUGUUUAACAACGGCUCCUGGGGCACGUUGUAUGGAUACUACGGGGAUGUGUGUGGAGAGUUGCAAUGUGGAAGUCGUAUUAGAACCAUCAGCCAACGUGGUCUAUGGCAGCGUCAGACAUGGAAUGCCUAUUGCAGUAGCAUGGCGCAGAGUCUUGCAGACUGUACUCUGACUCCAGCAAACAAGUAUUUUCGCACGCUGUAUGGAAAUGAUGGCGUUGUUUGUUCAGCUGCUGGCAUUCGACUACUGGGAGGCGACAGUCGCUGUCAGGGUCGGUUGGAAGUCUAUAGGAACGGAGACUGGCGUGGAAUUUGUAGCUCAGUGUUGGAUUACCAGGAUGCAGAUGUAAUGUGCAAGUCUCUUCAGUGCGGAAGUGCAUCGUUUGUUGGAAACACAACCAAGUUUGGUCCUGAAUCUAGCUCAGUUUUUUCACAACGUGUAUCUUGCCCCAAAACUGCAACAACCUUACUCAAUUGCUAUUGGAAUGACAUACUUUGUGAUGAUACAACUGCAGCUUCUUUGAUCUGUGCAGUUCCUGUGGAGAAGACAAUUACUCUUUCAGGACAUGAUGGAGUCAUAUUAUCUAAUAAUUUUACCCUAGAUAACACGUCUUUGACUUAUACAUUUGUAAUACAAUCCAUGUCUCCAAAUGUAAUAAAAAUUAAAUUUGAGAACAUAAGCUUGCAAGAGAGCAACUCGUGCGUACUUGAACGCCUCGAGGUUUGGGAUGGACUGGUGAGUGAAGGCAAUUCCCUGGCUGUGCUCUGCGGGGGAGCUGCUGUCGGCCAACACAUCAAGUCCACCAAACAGGUCAUCUCCUUGGUGUUAAAGGCAAGAGGACCAUUAGAUGGUCGAGGCUUCAUCGUAAGCUAUAGCUCCAUUAAAGUAACAAGACGUUCAGAAGUCCCUGCACCUUGUGGGAUAACAGCAGAUAACACGGUUCAACUGCAGAACAUGUAUGGUUAUUCCUCUUGCGCUGCUGUGUUCAUUGGAAGUCGAUGGAUACUGGUUGCAGCAAACUGCGUGUACAACCGACCAACUUAUGAGUGGAGAGUGAAUUGGUGGCAAUUAAUUGCCAUCUAUUGGUGGGGAUCGAAUUGGAACUGGGUUGGGAAUAUUCCAGUGGCCAAUGUAUUUUUACACCCAAAGUACAAUGUCUCCCUCCCUGACUACGACAUAGCUGUGGUGGAGUUAAGUCAAACCAUACAGCCAUCGGAGCAUCUAAAGCCAGCAUGUUUGCCAUAUUUUUCUGAACCGGUACCUUAUCCGGGAAAAUACUGCUACCUUUACAAAACCUCAGGCAGACAGAUUGCACCCUUCAGCAUCAUCGACACGAAUGAGUGCAAAUCUUUCCAGUACAACAACAGCGGCAUCACCAGUCGGAUGAUCUGCACGGAGUCUGCAACAUGUGUGGAUAAAGAUACCCAAAUCUUGAUGUGUCAAGGGGCGGAUGGCCUGUGGUACGUGACGGGCAUUGGUAAUCGUCUGGCGCGGUGUGAGACCAAUGACGUAGAUCUGCGCGUCUUCGCAAGGGUUUGGAAAUUCUUAGGCUUCAUUAAACUAAUCUCGGGCCUAGAAUCCCACAGAACAAAUUAGCAGUGUACAGUAUGGAAGAAAACAAAAGACAAAAUUAACAUCAAACUAGCAUCACAUUUAUCUAUGGGACCCUUUUUUUGCCUGCAUCAAAAUUGUGCAAAAAAUAUGCUUUACCCUUUCUGGCAAUAAUUCAGGAGGUGCUAAGUUAUUGUGGUUAAAUAUGCAAACAUGUUGAUACCGGCAAAAAGGGUUCUAUAGAUAUAACUGCUCAACCCGAGCUAUUCAUAUUUCUACAGACUGGUUACAUUUUUUAUUAGUACGUUAUCAUGCGUACGUAAAAAAAUAAUCUAGUUUGAUUCUUUCAUUUUUUUUAAUGUUAUCCUUUAAUGCAAAUUACAUUUUAAUCGAAUAAAUAUAAUUGCUCAACUAAAUAUAAUACAUUAUAUGGUAUGGAAUUUAUCAAAUAUGCCAGAUUUGUUUAAGGGGAACUGGGUAUUUUUGAGAUAUUGUGAUAUAAAUGUGAUCAUAUUGUUACAUUGUCAGUGAGCGGAAGUUCAUGAAAAAUGUGAGAGUGGACAGGUGCAGUCGGAUAAAUCGAUUUAUGCUACAUUACCAUCUUUAACAACUUUCAUGAAAAUUGGGAUGUUGCCCUUGGUUUAUAAUUUUCCUCCCAGGUAAACAUUGCAACUUCGUGAGCGGCAUAGCCAGGGCCGGAUUAUGACAUUGCUGGGACUCUAAGCUAUGUCGGCGUAGGGUUUGUAAAUCGAGGAAUGCCUGCUUCAUUUUGUUAUAUCGGAAUGAAAAUAACGUUUUAGAGUAAUUUUCCCUAUAUCGUUUAUUGUUCAACAUAUUACGUAUAACUUCUAAGUUUUCUAAUUCUUUUUUUAUAGAGGCCUCUCAUAAUGCCAGACCCUAUGCUGUAGCUUUAUUAGCUUUUACCUAAAUCCGACACUGGGCAGAGCAUCUCCUCUCCGGAGAGAGCACACGUGUGCUUUUGGCAUCUCACCCAGGUGUCUGCUGGACUCAGGGAACUGCGGAGAGAACGUGCCAUCCUCAUUCAAUACAGCCGAGGCUUGGGAUUGGCCGAUACAGUCAGCCAAUCGGUGGUAGUUGUUGAGCAGAUAUUAGACACGCCUCCUCAAUUAACAUAAAAACACAAAAAACACCUAUUUUAUUUACAAGGCAAAGCCCACUGCUCUUUUUCAAAUGAUAGCUCAAGAAAGGAGCUUAUCAUGUGGAAAUGUUUAGUAGCAGCCAAAUACUGUAAACGCAUGUUACUCAUUGUGAAGUAAAAAACCAGAGGUCCCAGAAAAAAUCCAUGCGAUCACAGGAAGAACAUGUAAACUCCAAAUAUAUAGGCGUUAUGGUUGGGACUAAACCCAAGACCUCCCGCAUACCAGGAGAGGGAGAUAACAUAUCCCCACCACUGAUGUAAGGAAGGGCUAACAUAUCCUUGGGUUAAAGCUUUGAAGAAUUCAGGGACAUCCUCGCCCAUUGACUCAACACUGCCCCUGUACGUGAGCAGUCCCCCUCCUUAACCUCCUUUCCGUUCCUCUAUUGAAGCCCCACCUCUUCUUCGCAUGAAUGGUCAUACAUAUAUGUUAGGCUAAAUUGCAAGUCCUGCAUUACAGUUUGAACUUAGAUCCCUAUUUUACAUCACAAUUAAGGAACCCUUAUGUUUGACGAAACGGUUGAAUAAAUUCAUGUAUUCUGAAGCUGACAAUAUAAACUUUUAUAUUAAUAUAUUACGUGAUUGCAAUAUUAGAUUGUAUUAUGGGCAUAUGCAGAUGUUGAGAAUUACAACGCUGUAAUUUAAGUAUUUUGGGAAUAAAGGAUGUUUAAAAAAAGUAUCAAUCUGUUCCUUUCCUGUUUUCUAUUAAUGUUUUAAAUAUAAUACCCUAUAUGUUAAAUUCUAAACAUAGCAAUGAAUUAACUUGGUUUGCUAGGUGGCCAGGUGAUAGCGGUGCUGCAAUGGAUUAUUGAAUACAUCUGUGCACAACUAUAAGCGUUGCUGCCUCGUAUAUGAGGCAGUGGUCUGUCACUGUGAGGGUUGCUCUUUUUUAUCAAUAAGGGAGAGAGAGAAUUUGGGCUCCAUUUUCUCUCCCAUGCAAUCCCCUUAAUAUAGGACACCAAUGCGGACUUUUAAACG
Petromyzon marinus (sea lamprey) is the source of this 5415-nucleotide messenger RNA. Lineage: Eukaryota; Metazoa; Chordata; Hyperoartia; Petromyzontiformes; Petromyzontidae. The record is from RefSeq and is a predicted model, not a curated record.